Penicillium cinerascens is the source of this 606-nucleotide messenger RNA. RefSeq lists its product as uncharacterized. The transcript has a single exon. Bases 1 to 606 code for a protein of 201 amino acids. NCBI's taxonomy places the organism in Eukaryota, Fungi, Ascomycota, Eurotiomycetes, Eurotiales, Aspergillaceae. The record is from RefSeq and is a predicted model, not a curated record.
AUGUACGCCAAUAAACCAGUUCCAGAGGAAGGUAGCUCACCAGUCAAGUUCCUCAAGGCGAAACCCAAGAGCAUUAACAGUGCUGUCCCCGCUGAGCUGGCCAAUAUGGCGUUGGACGUGGCUAUUGCGCAGAAGAACCUCUCCCUGGUCCUGGCUAUCAUUGAUAACACCUUCUGCGCACCUGCUUUCCACCGUGCGAAGGUCUUCAAGAAGGCCAGUGUUCCGUUGAUUGGAUUGGCUGUGGCCCCUGCUGCAUGCUAUGCCCUUGCUACAUGGGCAGCCACUUUCCAGAAUACUAUGGAUCCUAGCACCGCGACUGGUAUUGCCUUUGCUGCUUCCUUGGCUUAUGUUGGUGGUACAUCGUCUCUCGGAAUUAUGGCUAUCACCACAGCCAAUGAUCAGAUGGAGCGUGUGGUCUGGUUGUCUGGCAUUCCUUUGAGACAGCGAUGGCUGCGGGAAGAAGAGCGUGCGGCCAUGGAUAGGGUUGCCGUGGCUUGGGGUUUUAAGGACCCGUAUAUGCGUGGCGAGAAGAAGUUGGUGAAGAGUGGGAGAGUCUUCGCGAGUUCAUUGGCAUGCGCGGCAUGGUUUUGGAUAAGACAGAGUUGA